Molecule: messenger RNA, 483 nt
Organism: Helianthus annuus (common sunflower)
Lineage: Eukaryota; Viridiplantae; Streptophyta; Magnoliopsida; Asterales; Asteraceae
Exons: 1
Coding region: 1-483 (160 amino acids)
Source: RefSeq, a predicted model, not a curated record
AUGAGGAAGAAAUUGUUAACCCAAGAUAUUAUCCUUCAAUGGGAUCUCUCAAGAAGGAAGAAUAUGAAUAUGAUGUGUUGCUUGUUAUGCUAUGAAAAUCAUGAUUCUCACGAUCAUCUGUUUUUUGAGUGCAAAUUCUCUUCGAAGAUCUGGAAUAAGGUUAGACAAAAGGUGGGUAUGGACGAUGUUGCUCCUAAAUGGGAGGAGAUUGUGGAAUGGCUUUUGGUGCGUGCAAACUCCAAAUCGGCUGCUAACUAUGUGAGCAGAAUUUUGGUAGCGGCUACUGCUUAUUUCAUUUGGCAAGAACGGAAUGCUAGAUUGUUCAAGAAUCAAAUGAGACCGCCAGAUCAUUUAUGUCAAGUAGUCAUCAAUACUGUUCGGUAUAAACUUACGGGAGUUCGGCUGAAGCGGACUGAUAAAGUGGCAAGGUUGUUGCAGGAAUGGGAGAUUCAUGAUGAUGGGUGCUCGGACGAUGGUGGCUGA